Protopolystoma xenopodis is the source of this 840-nucleotide messenger RNA. Lineage: Eukaryota; Metazoa; Platyhelminthes; Monogenea; Polystomatidea; Polystomatidae. The record is from the annotation of a GenBank genome assembly.
AUGUAUCUCUCAUUUGGCACUCGAAAACUUACUCCUUUUGUUCCAACUACUUUUGCCGUAAGUUGCCAGUCAUGCAAAAAUGAUGAUGCGAAUAAUACUGGUACCGUCUCAAACCGAUACUCAUCUCGUCUCUCCAGCCUAGUAAACUGGCGUCUGGGCACUAGCUUUCGGUUACUAACCCUGACUAGACCCACUUCAUACUACACUAGUUGGUCAAAUCAACAUGAAGUAUCUCAGCUCAACUAUACACAAUCAAAAGUCGACGCCGAUCUCGACAGCUCCCUAUUUAAGGACACUGUACAUCAAAAGCAAUCUCUUUCUUCUACUUCCGUGAUUGUAGGCGCAAAGACUUUACCAUCGCCUCUUCUCAGUUCAGACUCCCAAAUGGUUACCAAUUCAUCACUUGUGGUCACCAGUCAGUUGAUCGGUGAGACAUCUCUUCCCGUUAACCCUUCUGAUAUUGCCUGUUUUGGUGGUAAAAAAAAAUUGCACACUAUCCAUUCGACUUCUCAACAAGUUACUUCUGAUGCUUAUCAUAUUGACUCCACCAAUAUUCAGAAUUGUAAUGUCUCUGAAAACUCCAUCAGGCAUUUUACUUCUUCUACUGCGGCCCCCAAUUUCGUAUCAGUCUCUCACUCAGUCAAUAUCAAUAGCGUAGCUUCUUCCGCAAUGCAAGCUUCGCCUUCGCUAUCAUCCACUGCCUAUUUGCCUGGUUCCGAGGUAUCGACAUGUACUUCCGUCCCGACUUUAUUAUCUUCAAUCUUAACGCAGCCAGCUACGGUGAGACGUCAGCUGUGGUCAAGAAAUAAGGAAGUUGGCGGGGCCAUGAGAAAAUGGUAA